Molecule: messenger RNA, 2554 nt
Organism: Manacus vitellinus (golden-collared manakin)
Lineage: Eukaryota; Metazoa; Chordata; Aves; Passeriformes; Pipridae
Gene: ODF2
Product: outer dense fiber of sperm tails 2
Exons: 19
Coding region: 47-2500 (817 amino acids)
Biological process (GO): regulation of cilium assembly
Cellular component (GO): centrosome
Source: RefSeq, a predicted model, not a curated record
GUUUCCCUUCAUUGUAUUUCCCUUUCCCGUUUGUGGGAGAAGAGCCAUGAAGAACCGUUCCUCAUCUCCCCCUUUGCACGUCCAUGUGGAUGAAAACACCCCUGUCCAUGUCCAUAUUAAAAAGGGGCAGAAAACCACACCUGCACAAUGCCAGCAGAAGCAGAAACCAAGAAAAGGGGAUGGUGUGCGAGCCGUCCGGGUGAAAACUAAGGCCCCAUGGAUGCCCCCAGGCAAAGCACGUGCCCGUGAUACCACCUUGAAAUGGGAGGAAUCAAGUCAACGCCUCGAAGUCACACCAGAUUCCGAAAGAAUGCAGUCGGUGCUGCGCCUGAGCGACCUCUCCACGGACGACGACGAUGCCGCUUGCUCCAAAAUGAACAAGUAUGAAAAGAAGAUAGACAGCCUGAUGAACAUGGUGGGAACGCUGAAGAAAGAGGUCAAGCUGCAGAAAAUGGAGGAACAGGAUCAAAUGACAAAGCGUCUCCUGGAGGAGCAGAAGGAAGAGCUGAACGAGGUCACACAAGAACUGGUGGAAACAGAACACGAGAACACGCGGCUCAGGCGCAACAUCGAGCGCAUAAAGGAGGAGAAGGACCUGACUCUGCUACAGAAAGAGUGCUUGCAGCAGGAGAAGGAGUGUUUGAUGUCCAAGCUGAGUGAUGCAGAAAGAGAUGGAGCAGCAGCUGCCAGGCAGAUCCAUGCCCUGAAAAAUACCAUUGGGAGACUCAACAUUGAGAAACACAUGAGCACCACUGACAUUAGUGCUCUGACGAGACAAAAAGAGCUUCUGCUCCAGAAGUUGAGCACCUUUGAAGAAACCAACCGGACACUCCGAGAGCUCCUGGCAGAGCAGCAGAACCGGGAGAAAGAGAACCAGAAGAUCCUGGAUCGACAAGCAGUGCUGCUGAAAAGACUGGCUGAGUCAGAUGCAGAGAACAUGCAACUUCAAAUCAAGCUUCAGGAGAAAGAAAAAGAAGUGGACAGCCUCACCCUUCAGAUACAGGCAGAAAAGGAUCAGGCAAGGAAAGUUGCUGAACUCACCAAAACUUUGGAGAAUGUGAAAGCCCAUUUUCAAGCCCAGCUGCGAAGCAAAGAAUCUGAGAACAACCGUCUGGUUACACAUCUCCGGAAUCUGGAGCGCAAUGAAGCUCAGCUCAGGGCAGAUUUGGAACUUGUCAUGGACCAGCUGAAAGAGCUGAGGAAUAAGGGAGAUGCUGAUAAGGAGGCCCUGAAGAAAGCUGUCCGUGCACAGAAGGAGAGGGCGGAGCGGAGUGAGGAAUAUGUGCAGAAACUCACUGCCCAGCUGGCAGAAAAGGACAACUGUAUUGCUGAGGCCCGGUCCAAUCUCGAGUCCUGGAGGAACCGCUGCAACAAAGCAGUGAAGGACAAGGGUGACCUCGAAAUGGAAGUUGUUGGACUGAACAGCCGUGUUGCAGACUUGAUGGAACAACUGGCAAAACUGGAGGAAAAAAUGCGGGAUGACAGACAAAAUUUGAUGGAUAAACUGCAUCAACAGGCUGGAGAAGCCAAUUCUUUAAGAAAGGAUAAUGAAAGACUAAAGGCUGCUCUUGGCCCAAUGGAGGACAAAUUGAACCAAGCGCAGAUGGAAGUGCAGCAGCUCCAGAACGCUGUCAGGAACUACGAGGGGAUGAUUGAAUCCUACAAAGCACAGGCAUUGAAGGCCCGAGAGGAAGCGGAUGAACUGGCAGCAAGACUGGAGAGGGCUGAAAAAGAGAGAAAGGCAAUAAGGGACGAAAUGACCCAGGAGCUUGAACAGACACGGAAGAAGUUCCAGAGCCAGCUUGCUGAACUGGAGAAGCUGCCUGAGAUCCUGAAGUACACGGAGACACAGCUGGCACAGUGUCACGAGCAGCUCCAGAGUUACGAGAAGAAGAACACGGACCUGUGUGCCAUGAUUGCAGAUCUCCGUCAGCUGAUUGAGCUCCAGGGGGACAAAAUGGAGAUGACAAGAGAGAGAUAUCAGUCUGCCCAGGAGGAGAAAAAGCAACUCACCUUGAAGGUGGAGGAGCUAGAAAGAAAACUAGAGACCACGAAUGCCCAGAACAUAGAAUUCCUUCAGGUCAUAGCAAAGCGUGAGGAGUCGAUCCACCAGUGCCAGCUGCGGUUGGAGGAGAAGACCCGGGAGUGCAGCUCCUUGGCACGGCAGCUGGAGAUGGCCAUUGAUGAUGCCAAAAAACAAGUGGAACAAACUCGAGAACGAGCAGUCUCUAGGGAGAGGGCAACCCAGUCCAAGCUGUUGGAUUUGGAGACCCAGCUGAGUCGGACUAAAACGGACCUGAACCAGUUGCGUCGGAGCAAAGAGGAUGCCCAGCGCCGGUACGAAAGCCGCCUCCAGGACCUGAAGGAUCGGCUGGAGCAGUCGGAGAGCACCAACCGGAGCAUGCAGAACUAUGUCCAGUUCCUCAAGUCUUCCUAUGACAACGUUUUUAGGGAAGGUGCCGUGCUGAGCUUCCCCGGCCGCUCUCGCUCUCCUCUCUGAGGGCAACGCUCCCCUUGCACCUCUUCCAAGCACAGAAGGAAUGUUGUUUCAAAG